CCAAGGAAUACCCAAGAGUAAAGCAUAUAUCUAGGAUAUACAAAAAUGAAUUACAUAUUUGUUUGCCUGAUAUUUGCAUUAUCUAUCUUGGAAGCAUCAACACAGUUUUAUCAAGACUAUCGAUCACAAAGAAAAUUCUUGGAUGAAGGAUUAGAAUAUCUACGUGAAUCUCCAUCUUUUCAAUAUAACAGUUUUUCUCGAUAUUUAUAUCCACGAUCGAGAAAUACAAGAAGACCUAGUAUGUAUGAAACAUAUAGACCGCAGAGACAAUACAAUCCAUUUGGAAGUGGUAUAUUACAGUCAAGAGGAUUUUUAGAUGAAGGAUUAGAACACGUGCAGGAACGAGGGACAGUUGGAGAUAUGCGUUCAUUGAUGUCAAAUCCAUCCCUGUUAAUGGCUGCUUUAUUUGCAUAGGAUAGACGAAACGACCGUUUUUGCAGUUCUAUGAACUUAUUUAUAUUAUUGUACAUUUGGUUUGGUCAAUAUGCUUUUUUUAUAUUAAAAAGUCAGCAGAAAAAACAUGAUGCAUGCUGGGACAGGGCAGUUUAUCAAAUCACAAUAUACUUUCCGACCCUAGCUUAACUAAAACUGUGAUGACAUAUUUCCGUUAUACUACUAUUAUUACUAGUGCGAGAACUAUAACAAGUCAGGAUGGAAUGAUUAUUGUUGUUACAAAGGAAUUAUGAUCAAGGAAUACUAAAGUAUUUUGCAAUAACUCAUGUUGUCAAUCAUGAAUUUGAUAAACUUUGUAAUCUUGUCAUUGUUAAAGUUUGUUUUACAAUUUUGUUGUACAUGUAGUUCCAUGUAUUGUUUUUAAUAGAUAUAUUUGUUGAUUAAAGACUUCUAUGUAUAA
Molecule: messenger RNA, 853 nt
Organism: Mytilus californianus (California mussel)
Lineage: Eukaryota; Metazoa; Mollusca; Bivalvia; Mytilida; Mytilidae
Exons: 5
Coding region: 46-414 (122 amino acids)
Source: RefSeq, a predicted model, not a curated record